GUUCGACUGGAUUUUUCUUUCGUUCUGUUUCUCAACCGGUCAGCGAGUCGAGCGUGUAUUUAUACUGAAACAGAACCCACGUCAUGAGGGACACAACGCCGAUCCAGAUUUUAAUUCUCCUGCCGAUUCUGGGCCUCAUCAUGACUCCGACCGUAGAUGCUCUCACUACUUUUGGCAAAACCAAUCCUCAGAACCAGAAUCAAAAUCCACCACCACAGCCUACACCAGUUGGAAAAUCACGCCUCUGCAAGCUCGAGUCCGAUUGCGUGGCGAUCCAGAACACAAGUUGCCUUUCGGAUCAGCGGGAUGGACACACUCGCUGUCUUUGCGCAGAUUAUUCAGCCCCAAUCAACGGCGCCUGUACCAACGUAUUAAAGCUGGCAAGAACCCCGUGCAACGAGGAUUCGGAGUGCAUUAAGGGUGCUCACUGCUCCCAAGGAAACAGCACGAUGCCAGAAAAACGCUGCCUUUGCAAGCUCGGCUACGUCGAAAGCGCCCAGCGUUUGUGUAGCGGGAGUUCACCGGUCCUCAGAAUUUCCCUCGCAACGAUCCUAGCUGCGGUUACUCUUUCGGGGAAAUCGAUUUUCCUGUAAUUAACCGCAGCGAAGUCAUUAACGGCGAAUAUACGCGAAUUCUCUAUACAGAGACGUGUGCACUGAAGAAAACUGCGUCGUGUGGGUGACAAAUAUCGGAGACAUUCGAACCACGGUCAGUUAAAAAUAACUGGCAACAAUCAAUAAGGAAUUUACUCUCAACCAGUAUUCCUUUGAUGUAAAAUUUAGAUCAGUAAUUACAAUCAGUAA
Messenger RNA from Diprion similis, 803 nucleotides. RefSeq lists its product as uncharacterized. The transcript has 4 exons. Lineage: Eukaryota; Metazoa; Arthropoda; Insecta; Hymenoptera; Diprionidae. The record is from RefSeq and is a predicted model, not a curated record. The coding region runs from base 84 to 593 and encodes 169 amino acids.